AUGACCUACGCCUACGUCGGCUGCUACGUGCACACAGGCACGCGCACCUCCACGACCGGCCUGGCCCUCAACAACUACACGACCACCUUCGCGGCGACGGGCAACGACCAAUGCCGGCAGCGCUGCGCGGCGGGGAAUUGGAAUUACUUCGGGACGGUGAAUGUUGGUACCGCGACGGUGGAUUGUUGGUGUGGGAAUGGGAUUAAUUAUGUGACUUCGCAGGGCGGUUUGCUUGGUUCGGGACAGGUCACUGGGGAGGCUGGGGAGAAUAAUUGUCCUUCUUGUAUUGGGGGUGCGACGCCAGGCAGCGUGCCAGGGGCCUGUGGCACGGCGACGGCGACGGCGGGGACGUCGAUGGCGAUUUAUGCGAGGGGGUUUUGA
Messenger RNA from Zasmidium cellare ATCC 36951, 381 nucleotides. RefSeq lists its product as uncharacterized. Lineage: Eukaryota; Fungi; Ascomycota; Dothideomycetes; Mycosphaerellales; Mycosphaerellaceae. The transcript is spliced from 2 exons. The record is from RefSeq and is a predicted model, not a curated record. Bases 1 to 381 code for a protein of 126 amino acids.